AUGCAGGAGAAGAUGCAGCGAGCUUUUCUAGCUAUCCUCACCCUUUCUCUUGGGACAGUAGGGGCUGCUCCCGGGCACGUUUGUACCUACUACGAUGUUAUCAAGCACCUGAACGUUUCCUCUUUGGACAAGCUGAAUGCACAUGUGCUACCAAAGAGAAACUGGAAGGAGCCUCUGGAAGUGAAGACGGAUUUCAUGCUGAUCGCUAUUCUCUCUGUGGCUGAAAAGCUCCAGACUGCUACUUUUUACUUCAUGUUGAACUUGGAGUGGACAAACACUCUAGUGAAUUGGAACCCACAGGAUUUCUGUAACAUUUCCAAAGUUGUUCUGCCACUGGAUACGUACUGGUCUCCCCCACUCUUCAUUUUAGAAGAAGUCAGCGAACAGAAGUCGAACAAACUGGAGUACCUGGUUGUCACGCAUGAUGGUGGCUUCAACGCAGCCCUGCCCUUACAGGUUACCAUCACGUGCAGCUUGAAGAUCCUCAGGUUUCCAUUUGACACCCAGACAUGCAACGUAAGCGUGGCUUCAUUUCUCUAUCCAGUAACGGACCUUAUCAUGAAGCUGAAACGGACGUCAGCUGAAAUGAAGGAAAUCAGCCAGACUUACUUCCUGACUGAUGGAGAAUGGAAGUUUACCAACCUGAGUGUCAUCGAAUAUGAAGAAGGGAUGGAUGAUACACGAUUUUCUGUGAUAACCUAUAUGAUUUCCAUGGAGAGACAAUCCAUUCUGUACGUUCUGAACCUGAUCCUCCCGACGUGUGCCCUCUACCUGCUAGAUAUGGCCGUGCUGUUUGGACCCAGCUCUCUUGAGGAAAAAGUCAAUUUCCAGAUUGCCAUCAUCCUCGGUAGUUCCAUGCUGGCCGUGAUUCUUAACAACAUCCUUCCAACUUCCUCCAACAAACCCCCCGUGAUAGGUACUUGUCUUUACUGA
Messenger RNA from Rhea pennata, 933 nucleotides. RefSeq names its product 5-hydroxytryptamine receptor 3A-like. The coding region runs from base 1 to 933 and encodes 310 amino acids. Lineage: Eukaryota; Metazoa; Chordata; Aves; Rheiformes; Rheidae. Gene Ontology annotation, molecular function: transmembrane signaling receptor activity; acetylcholine-gated monoatomic cation-selective channel activity. Gene Ontology annotation, biological process: nervous system process; chemical synaptic transmission; monoatomic ion transmembrane transport. The transcript has 7 exons. Gene Ontology annotation, cellular component: neuron projection; synapse; plasma membrane. The record is from RefSeq and is a predicted model, not a curated record.